Molecule: messenger RNA, 828 nt
Organism: Lathyrus oleraceus (garden pea)
Lineage: Eukaryota; Viridiplantae; Streptophyta; Magnoliopsida; Fabales; Fabaceae
Product: 17.9 kDa class II heat shock protein
Exons: 1
Coding region: 157-639 (160 amino acids)
Source: RefSeq, a predicted model, not a curated record
GAGUUUGUUUCAUUUCAUUUGUGUAGAACCUUCAAGCUUCUUCUUCCUCACACAUUUCUCACUUUUUAAAUACUCCAAUGAUCACCACCAACAAAAUCAACGAAUUUAGAAAAUCAGAAUAUUGGAAUAUCACUUCAUCGGAGAAAGAACGAUAAUAUGGAUUUCAGAUUGAUGGGUUUGGAUGCUCCAGUAUUGCAUGUUCUACAUCAAAUGAUGGACCUUUCAGACGACAACUCUUCCGACAAGUCAUUAUCACACAAUGCUCCGACACAGUCCUACGUUAGAGACGCGAAGGCGAUGGCUGCUACUCCGGCAGACGUGAAGGAGUAUUCAAAUUCGUAUGUGUUCGUGAUCGACAUGCCAGGGUUGAAAUCUGGUGACAUAAAGGUUCAGGUGGAAGAUGAGAAUGUGCUAGUGAUAAGUGGUGAGAGGAAGAGGGAAGAAGAGAAAGAAGGUGCAAAGUAUUUGAGAAUGGAGAGAAGAGUUGGAAAAUUGAUGCGAAAGUUUGUUCUUCCUGAGAAUGCUAAUACAGAUGCUGUUUCGGCUGUGUGUCAAGAUGGGGUUCUCAGUGUUACUGUUGAAAAAUUGCCUCCGCCUCAGCCUAAGAAACCUAGAACUAUUGAGGUUAAGAUUGCUUGAAAUUCAAACCUUGUUUUGAAUUGUGAAGUAGUGUUUGAUGAUAUCUUUGGGGCAGAGGAGUAUAAGGUUGUUCUUUUUUAUGUUUAGUAUUUGGGAUUGUUUCUGUACUAAACCACAAGGUUCUUUGGGGUGCUGCUGAGUGUAACUUUGAUUUGUAAUGCGAUUUAAUGGUUCUGUUUUUAUGGUUCA